This is a messenger RNA of Pseudogymnoascus verrucosus, 2647 nucleotides long. RefSeq lists its product as uncharacterized. The record is from RefSeq and is a predicted model, not a curated record. NCBI's taxonomy places the organism in Eukaryota, Fungi, Ascomycota, Leotiomycetes, Thelebolales, Thelebolaceae. Gene Ontology annotation, molecular function: DNA-binding transcription factor activity; DNA binding. Gene Ontology annotation, cellular component: nuclear chromosome. Gene Ontology annotation, biological process: positive regulation of transcription by RNA polymerase II; meiotic cell cycle. The transcript is spliced from 2 exons. Bases 707 to 1906 code for a protein of 399 amino acids.
CCUUCGGAACAUUGUAAUUGCGAAUGAGCACUGACAGAAUCACAAAUAGCUCUCCGGUCAUCGUCAAGCAUCAACUCUUGCAUGGUCGUGCGAGUUUGGGUCUCGCCAACCACAUCCAUUUUGAGGGGAAAUAUGGCCAUGCCCUCACGCAAAUUUCGACAACUGGCGUCAGUGACUCCUGGAUGCACAAACACAUCAGAUGGUUUAUCAUUGGACCACUCUGAAGCUGUGCCUGCUGGGUAUGCAGGAGAGCUUCGUGUGGGCGGCCAAUGUGGGAGCCUCGUCGGUGAAUGUUGGCCACAGCUCCAGGUAUAAAGUAGCGACUCCAUUUCUGUAUCAAGGGAUUAUUUUACAUUUCUUCGCACGCACUGUUUGCUGGAAUCGAAGAACGUUCCAACUUGUGCUUUCAUGAUCGGAAUCUAAUUAUCGUCGUACAUUCCCAGAUUGCCUCUCAAACCGAAACAAUCGCAACAGCAACCACAUAAUGACAUGCAACCACGCAAGGGCAGCGAGUCUCUUGCCAUCUUUGGAGGCUCCAAGCUCAAUUCGGGAUUGACUAUAUGAAUCGUUUGAAGAACACCCGCACGCUAUUGUUGCCCCUUCGCUGCAUGAAAGCAAACCCGAGUUUGACGAUUCCACAAAACCUACUAUCCAAUCCGUUCAUCCCUUACUGUCAUUUGAGCCGUUGCCACAUGGGCAUACGGUCAUGGACCAGUAUGGCGAGCCAGCCAAACUCGAUGUUGUUGCGCAAAUACAUGGGAAGUUUUUUUUAUCUGAGAUAGCAACUCAUACUGGCGAAAACACUAUCAUGCAGCCGGAGCUCACCUGCUACCGGCGAAACCUCUUCCAGAUAUCGGGUUCCAUCAUAUGCCCAGCAGGGCCUCUGUCGGUUGACACUGGCUACGGCGAGUCAAUGUCUAUUGUGUCGCAUGAAAUUACGGUAUCAGCUACGGAGUCUGUGGAGGGACACAAUAUCCGACUAGUUGUCAUCCCGUGGAAGACCCCACCAGCAAAUUCCCCAGAUCUUCCAGAACAAGAGCCAGUAGCCAUACCAAUCGACAUCCUUGGAAAUGAAGACAAGAACAACGAGACUAUCUCUCAACAAAUUGCAUGGAGUAGGCUCCAGUUCCGUGUUGCAACAGCCAACAAUGGUCGCAGGAAAGAAAUACAACAACAUUUUAUAUUACGCCUAAAACUAAUAUCCACGCUAGCCGAUGGAUCUAGAGUGUGCACAGUCGAAUCGGCGACAGCGCCUAUGGUGGUACGUGGACGGAGUCCCAGGAACUUCCAAGCCAGGAAAGAAAUACCGCUGGUAGGAUCAUCAGCUUUACCUAGGGGCCACAAUUCUCGCGUAUCUCCUUCCCAGAAGAAGGAUUCCUUGAUUCCCAAAAGACCUGGCAUUGCAAAGCCAGCAACGAUGGGCUUGCUGAAGCGACCUUUCCACUAUCCGCAGUGGAAUCAAGCGCAACAGCAAUCUAGGCAUGCCGCACCUCCAACAACACCGUUUUCACAACCAUGGAGUAGCAUAGCUGCAUACAGCAACGAAAUUCAAAGAUUGCAUACUGUUCAAGAUCCACCCCCGCUUCACCGACUACCAGAGCAGAUCCUGCCGAUUGAGUCGUCAUCUCAGCAUUUAUACUCGCCCACGGCUUCGUUAUCCGCGCAAUUUGACCCUAACCAGCGUCCGAUGAUAUCUCCACGCUACACGGAAGUGCCUCACAACCCGCUCUAUCAGCCUUUUGAAUAUGCACCAGCUCCUGCGCCAUGGUCAAUCACCAAAACAGAUGGGCCAACCUAUGGUGCGGCACUGCAUCUGCCACCCCAACAGCCGCCCUAUCAGACGGAACAAGUUCAUGCUAGAGAUGACACCCAGAAUAUCGCAUAUACAUGGAGCGCCGCUGGCUGACUCAUAUUACGCCGCAUUUCAAUCAUUUAUCUAUAAGAAAAACUUUGUACCAUAGCGGGUUAGCUAUAUACUGCCAAAUUAGCAUUGUGACGUCUGUUAUUCGACUUCUUAUAUAAUAUCUUCUUGUUCCUCGCCAUUUUCUUGUUCUGAUAGGAGGGAAGAUAAACAUGGGAUAUACAACUCGGAGACGAGUCUUGGGGUAUCUACAGAACAAUAUAUCAUUACAAACGAAGUAACCUACCCUAUUGUGGCUCAUGAGGCUGGAAACUUGGCCUCUAGUUAGGGAGGUGGUUAUCUAUCAUCUUAUUGAACAGCCGGAAGUGAAAUCGUCAUGUAGAAACCAAAUAUAGCCCCUCACACAAUAGUCUAGGUGACAAACGGCCCCACCUGUCAGGUGGACAGCACGAGGAAGAUCACUGUCUUCGCGUUUUAAGCCUGCGGUACCAGGUAUCCCCUGAUGCAGCGUGGGAAUGCCCUUUCCAUGCAUCAACAUAGAUGCCGCUAUAAAAGGAACUGAUGCAGCGUAUGUCACGCUGAUGCUGCAUGGCACACCGGUGUAAUUUGGGACUUCGUGCUUCCUCAUUCAGCCCGCUGCAGAAAAGAACGCAAUUGACUCAUAGCUGGCUUUCACUGUCACCCAAUUAUUCCCGCUCUUACAUGAGUGAGAAUUUUAGGUUGUUGGCGACCUUCAGAUUCCUUCCUAUAUAAAGUGCCAAAUUCCUACUGUCUUUCUUCCGUCCU